Messenger RNA from Echinops telfairi (small Madagascar hedgehog), 2756 nucleotides. RefSeq names its product DNA damage inducible transcript 4 like (gene DDIT4L). Gene Ontology annotation, biological process: negative regulation of signal transduction. The coding region runs from base 255 to 836 and encodes 193 amino acids. Gene Ontology annotation, cellular component: cytoplasm. NCBI's taxonomy places the organism in Eukaryota, Metazoa, Chordata, Mammalia, Afrosoricida, Tenrecidae. The transcript has 3 exons. The record is from RefSeq and is a predicted model, not a curated record.
GGGGCGAGCAGGGUGACGGACGCCGCCUCCGUCUGCAGGACUCCGAGCCUCCGGGAGGAGGGGGGGUUACUGAGGCGGCUGCCAGCCUCGAUUUACCCUACAGCACAGCCACCCAGGGUGUCAGCCGACAGGAGUCCGGGACGAUUUGUGGUCCUCUGCACGUCUCCCCUGCGGGACCAAGCUGACCUGCCCCCUUGUCUCCCAGCUGCCAGCCAAGGCCGUUCCGCCCCGCGAGCGAAACGCAGCCGUUGACCAUGGUCGCAACUGGCAGUUUGAGCAGUAAGAACUCGGCUAGCUUUUCCGAGGCGUCGGACCCGGGCUUCCCUCCAGGGAGCCUGCUCAGUGAUUUUGACUACUGGGAUUAUGUUGUUCCUGAACCCAAUCUCAGUGAGGUGAUCUUUGAGGAGACAACUUGCCAGAGUUUGGUUACGAUGCUGGAAAACUGUCUGUCCAAAUCAAAGCAGACCAAACUUGGGUGCUCAAAGGUCCUUGUCCCCGAGAAACUGACCCAGAGAAUUGCUCAAGAUGUCCUGCGGCUUUCCUCCACAGAGCCCUGUGGCCUGCGAGGUUGUGUUUUGCACGUGAACUUGGAGAUUGAAAAUGUAUGUAAAAAGCUGGAUAGGAUUGUAUGUGAUUCUAGCGUGGUGCCAACCUUUGAGCUAACACUGGUGUUUAAGCAGGAAAACUGCUCAUGGACCAGCUUCAGGGACUUUCUCCUUAGGCGAGCUCGCUUCUCAUCUGGCCUCCGGAGAACUCUGAUCCUCAGCUCAGGAUUUCGACUUGUUAAGAAAAGGCUUUACUCAUUGAUUGGAACAACAGUCAUUGAGGAGUGUUAAAAAAUGUUAAGCUCCUUUUAUGAUUGGAUAAUAAAACUAUGCAGCUGCUCAGUUAAAGUCAUUUGUAGUUUUCCUAGUACCAAGCAGAAACCUCAUAUAGUUCAUCUGCCUUUGGUGUUUCACAUUCUCAGCAAUGUGUUAGAGGUUUGAUUGUGGUCACAGAGAAUGUAUAUCUGCCCGUCUCACAUUUUCUGCAGAAUGGAAUAUGGAAACAAAAUAACCAUCUACUUCAAUUUUAUAUUUAACAACUGUUUCCAGAUAGUUUUGGUAAUAGACUCGAAGUUCUGGAAGUGAUCCUUUCAAUCAUGGAAACUUUAUAAACAAUAUUUAGCCAGUCAAACUCUCCAGAAACUCAUACCACCAAUUUCUUGCCCCUCCUCAAUUUGAAGGACUUAAGCAGUAUGGUAGAAAGAAGCAGGCAAACUUAAAUAAAAUUUAACUCUAGGCAAGAGCGAAUUUUAAAAAGUCACAAAGACAACAGAAUUAUGUCUUUGUUUUGUGUCAUCCCUACUAUUCUAUUUUGAGGAGAUUCUAAAGCUUGACCUGCCAGAGUGACACUAAGGAACAGGGAGAAGCUGUCCCACAUUCUGAGGGUAUAAAUCUUUAUUUAUAAGCAGAUUGCCCAGGAACAGCUAAUAGAUUUGAACUGCCAACCUGUAGGUGGCCAGAUUUACCACUGCUACGAGGGCUCUUCCUCAUGACCACAGUAUUGUUUUCAAUGGUGUUCAGUUUUGUAGUUCCCUAGCAUUGAAUUUUGUAUUUUAACUCAAAAAAUAGAUAACGUUGAACUGAUAUUUUUUUUCUUUUGCAUGUAGUUAAUCAGUGUUCUCUUGUGUGGGGAAUAAAGCUGAGAAAAGGAAGUCAGUUCUGGGAUCCAAUUCCUUUCUGCUUCAUUUGAUAACCUAGGUGUUGUGUUUGUUUGUUAUAUUAUGUAUGGGAUGAGACCUCUCACCUUUUCAGUGUUAUGUCAUCUCUGGUCUUUUCUGGAAACAGCUUUAAACUAUCACUCAACCUGAAUUUUCAAAGGACACAGCUGCAGACUACAACUUUUAAAGCGCUGAAGACCUGUUUUACAGUACUGACCAAAAAAAAACCUCACUGCCAUCGGGUCAGAAACCCUAUCAGAUAGAGUAUAACUGACCCUGUCGGGUUUCUGAGCCUGUCGAUCUUUACAGGAAGAGAAAGCCUCCUCACCUUCCUCCACCUCCACCACCACCACCACAAACUGCUGGUAGUAGCCCCAAGAGUAACCCACUACACCACCCUGCUGGAAGUGAGUUACCGAGUGAGAAAUACGGUCUAGGUACGACUGCACGUGCCCAGCUUUCCUUUGACUUCACUUGGGGUGCUUUCCUUGAUGAAACAAUAAAUGCCUUUCUUUUUUUGCCCCUACUUGCUACAUCGUUAUUCAUUUAAUAUAGUUAAUUUAGUCUACGAAUUAUGAAGUUCCAUUCAACCAGGCCUUCACACCCUUGCUGUAGGUCAUUGAACAGGAGUGUAUUUCAGGUUUCCUCCUGUGGGUACCACCUUAUCUGAGGUCACACCCUGGGGUUGCUCACAGCGGGUGUGAACCUGUUCCUGACUCCCUUAGCACUUGUUCUGAUAAAUUGAACUCUUCAAUGUGUAGGUAGCUGAACUUUGUAAGGCUGUGCGACAGAAUAAGUCCCUUUUUUUUUUAAUACUGCUUUAAAGUUAAUUGUGUUUCUAUAACUGUUUGUUUUAGAAUCACUGCCACUAUAGUGGAGUCUUCUCUCUGGUAUGGAGAUAGAAACCUUGUCUUUUGUUUUUUCCCUAACAGUUGACUUGAACUCAUUUUUUUAAUGCUUAGCAAAGGGGGAUGGCUUAGGGAGACUCAAAUAUUCCUGUUAAAGGAAAUGAAAGUUUGUCUAUUUUUGAUAAUAAAACAUUUCUUUUUCCGUG